AUGAAUCUUUUUCAGUUGUCACUCUUUUUGUUUUUUUUUUUUAACAUAUCCCAUUGCAUGUGGCCAUGGACCAAAAAGAGAAAAGCAGUGAAUCAAAUGGCUAUUAUAAAAGAUAUGUCAAAAGAGAUCAAAAAUAAGGCUAAGUCACUCCCAAACCCAAAGGACAUUUCAAAUAAAAUUCACAAAAUAGACAACAAAGUUUUAGACAAACUAAAUGAGGAUAUAAUUAAGGAGGAAAAUUUAGCUAAACACAAACCCCAUGUUUGUGAAGAGCCAGCUUAUGAAAGGGAUUAUUCAUAUUUAUGUCCUGAAGAUUGGGUAAAAAAGUCCAGUGAUCAGUGUUGGGGAGUAAAUUAUGACGGUCACUGCGAAUCUUUAAAAUAUUUUCAAGAUUACUCAGAUGAAGAAAAAAGAGAAUUUGAGCUGAACUGCUGUGUGCUAUGGCCUAAAUUAAAGAACAUAUCAAAAAAGACGAAGAAACGAGAUACUUUGAGGGGAUCGAUAAACUCAAAGAACGGAAUAAUUAUAAAACCUAGAUAUAUGUGA
Molecule: messenger RNA, 546 nt
Organism: Plasmodium malariae
Lineage: Eukaryota; Apicomplexa; Aconoidasida; Haemosporida; Plasmodiidae
Product: CPW-WPC family protein, putative
Exons: 9
Coding region: 1-546 (181 amino acids)
Source: RefSeq, a predicted model, not a curated record